Varanus komodoensis (Komodo dragon) is the source of this 3043-nucleotide messenger RNA. RefSeq names its product family with sequence similarity 177 member A1 (gene FAM177A1). The record is from RefSeq and is a predicted model, not a curated record. Lineage: Eukaryota; Metazoa; Chordata; Lepidosauria; Squamata; Varanidae. The coding region runs from base 86 to 727 and encodes 213 amino acids. The transcript has 5 exons.
CCUGGGCCUCCGCCCGGGAGGAGGGUCUGAGCGGGCCUGGUGGGACUGGCGCGGCUGCUUUUCGCUCAGGUUGGGCCGGGCGAGUAUGGAGCAGGGGCUUUCCGCCAUAACUCUUUACUGCGCUCCAGCCGCUGUCGCCGUCACCGCCUGCGCUAUGGACCAAGAGCAGCUGCAUGCAAAUGGUGAUAGAGGCUUUGAGAAUGUGGAACUUGGUGUCAUAGGGAAAAAGAAGAAAAUUCCAAGGAGGGUCAUUCACUUUGCAAGUGGUGAAACCAUGGAGGAAUUCAGCACAGAUGAAGAGGAAGAUGAGCAGCAGGAGAAGAAAGACCUCUUGCCUUCUGUUGAUCCAGCAACACUUACUUGGGGGCCUUAUUUGUGGUUUCAGAUGCUAAGAGUUGCUACAUCAACACUAUCAGUGUGUGACUUCCUUGGUGAAAAAAUUGCCUCUGUUUUGGGAAUCAGUACACCAAAAUACCAGUAUGCUAUCGAUGAGUACUAUAGAAUGAAGAAGGAGGAGGAAGAAGAGGAGGAGGAGAACAAGAUGUCAGAGGAAGCAGAAAGAAGGUUUCAGGAGCAGCAGAACCAGAGUCAAGAAGGGACUGUUGUUCAGACAGCCCAGCCAGAGGCUACAGCUUGCAGUACAUUUGUGAAUCUUAACUUUGAAACUGAAGGAGAUUGUCUGCCUGUUGUGGAAAGUAAACAAGAUAUUACUCCAGUGUCUGCUUAGAAUGAAGAUGUUGUAUAACAUUUCUUAAAUUGUCAGAAGUGUGCAGGUUCCAUUAUGCAUGUUCAGUGCAAAGUAAUUUAUUUUAAAGUAUGGAAAAGGGAUCACUAUUAAUGCCUCUUCAGCCAACAUCUGUCUAAUAAAGGCUAAGACACUUUGCUUAACCUGUUAGAUUAUGAAAUGCAAAUAACUGGGUCCUAAACUGACCUUUCUAUGCAGAACAAGUAAAAUGUCUUUCCUGAACAUCUGGUGCCUUGUUGACAGUUGUGGACUGAUACUUGUGCUUCUGUAUGGUUUGUUAUAUAUUUAUAAGAUUACUUAUCAAAAAUCCUGGUGGACGUUUCUUAAACUAACUGGAACUAACUCACAAGGUAUCUUUGUGACUUAGUUUAAUUCAUUGUCAUUAUUGCAUGGGCAUGUCCUUCCCUGCAAUUUUACAUACGGUGUCAAUGUUAAUGCCUGUUAGACUAAAAUACUUGUCCAAACCUGUCUCUCUACAGUCAUGUUAGAAAGUUUCCUAGGUGAAGAAGCCUAAUGCACAGACUAUUCAGUUAAUUGGCCAAUCUCUGGCUUUACUGAGUGUGCUGAUAGUAUUUCAGGAUUCAGAAGGCUUGAUAAUUAAUUUUUCUACAUGAAGAUUUUCUGUAUUGAGGAUGGUAUGCUAUUAAGCUUCAUGAGAAGUAAAUGUUCAGCUAAUAGCAUUUAACUUGAAUGAGUUUUCAGGUUUAUCUCCACUAUUCUGAGUUUAAAAACAGACUCAUGUACAGAAGUACCUGAUCUGAAAAGUUUUUUAAAAAGAUGUUCAGAAACUGUCUACUGUGAGAAUAGGGGAAGGUUUUCUAGCUAGAAAUGUCUUCUUCACCCUAAUAGAGGGCCAUUAAAAAUCUACAGUAGUUUCUGUGGUGAACUUUUCUGUAGGACAAUCUGAACUAGUUGUCAUAAAUAUCAGUAGCACAAAUGUUUGUAGCAGGCCAGGAUUCAAAGAACUAUGUGCAUGUGCCAUAAAGGGAUGUCCUCAACAAAACUGCCUCCACAAGCACUUUCUGGCUAAAGCUGCUAACUUUAAUAGUUCAAAAUCCCCCCAUCCAUGUUGAACCCCUUUCUUAAAAGCUUUUACCUUUGCAUAAACUAGCUAAGACAUUGAAAUAAAUUAUGUCGUAUCAGUCAAUUCUGCCAUCGUCCACAUGGAAAAACUCUUCCAGUACCAGCUAGAAAAACAAAGAUACAGAACACGAAUACUUUUCUUCAGUGCCCUUAUUAGGUUUGUGAAUGGAAGGAAAAGUUCAAGUCUCGUCUGGCAUUCUAAGUUUUCCAUAGUUUUAGAAUCUGUUAAAAUAGAGAUCAUCUGAACCUUUUAAAUAUUAAAGUGUACUUCCAUUUUGGAUUAGAGAAUCAUGGUAUCAGUUGUAAAUGUAAAACAUACUGUCAGAAUCUCUGUAGAGUAUGAAAAGUUCCUAAAGCUUCUCCAUUAAUAUUGAAGCCUUUUGAUUUCUCUUGUCUGUAAUUCCUGUGAGCCAAAAAUGUUUUUGCUAUAUUGAAUGGAGAAGGGCUUAUUGUCAUGAGGUUCUUCCAAUCACUGUGCCUUACCUUUAAUAUUUCUUUCAGUUAUAUGCAAAUAGUAUAAAGUGGGUACUUUUCUUGCAAAUGCAUUAAAUUUCUAUAUUUAAUAUAAUUUUCAAUUCCAGUUGAGUUCAGAGUUGUUAUUGUAGGACUAGCAAAGGUUCAUUUUGAGCACAGCAGGUGCAGAUGUCAUUAGAAAGACCCAGUAGUAGUUGCUGGAUUUCUGACAUUGCCUGGAAGGCCGUUAAGAUUUUUCUGAGUCCCAGCUCCAAGCUCCUAUAAUCUCAAAGCUGGGAUGCUGAAGGCCAAGCCCCUCCUUGCAGUCUGAUGAAAAGUACUGUGCAAAUUGCCCCUCCCUCAGGCACAACUGGGCCUUGAAGCAGGAAAAAGGGGGCAGGUCAGGGCAGGAGAAGAGACUGGGUCUGCAGACAUAUACCAGUUGGCAUCCCAACCUCCUGUUGCUCUCCCUCAUGCUAAGUCAAAAUGACUGAAGAUGGCCAUCUACCUAAUUUUUCUGAUCUUUACAUUUUAAGAGGCUGAUAAGCAUCUGCCAAGUGGGCAAUAUGCAUGCACCCUGAGUUUAAUAAUAUUUAUUCCCAGGUAAAUGUAUACAAGAUUGCAGUAUUUUCUUCUAGGAACUUACCAUUCUUUUAGUAUAUGUAUCCUCACAUAUUGAGACACUGAUGCUGUUUGAAGCCUUGUGUAUUUGUGGAUUUGCAAAAUUAAUAAAGAGUUAAAGAUGCUGAUCUGGAGCAUUUA